Messenger RNA from Gigantopelta aegis, 1748 nucleotides. Its product is annotated as tetratricopeptide repeat protein 1-like. The record is from RefSeq and is a predicted model, not a curated record. NCBI's taxonomy places the organism in Eukaryota, Metazoa, Mollusca, Gastropoda, Neomphalida, Peltospiridae. Gene Ontology annotation, molecular function: protein binding. The coding region runs from base 270 to 1358 and encodes 362 amino acids. The transcript is spliced from 6 exons.
GGCUGAGUUGUCUCGACGUGGGCCGAGUUGUUCUCGGGGCCGAGUUGUCUGGCAUACACAUCAAUCGGAACUCCUCGUACAUUUCUACGAAAUAUAGCGUAGCGGAAUGUGACGAGGUGUUCCGAUUGGCAUACACAUGUCCGUAUAACAAAAUUAGCGGAAAGACGCGAGGAUUUCCGACUGAAAAUCUAAUGAGAAACGCAAAAGGAAUAGUUUUUGUCUGGAGAUCUGCAGUUGUUGAAUGUUGACUAUUCUCAAAAUAUUUUAACAUGGAAGAAGAUAAAGAAACUUGUUUACAGAAGUUGGAUGACCUCAAUCUUUCAAAUGAUUUUGAAAAUAACGAUGAUGAUGAUGACUCCGACAGUGAAACAGAAUUUAUUGAUCUUCACUCCGAUUCACCUGCUCAAUGCAGUGAAAGACUUUCCACACCGGUUGAAGAAACAGGUGAUGCCAGUCAAACAGUGGUUUGUUCAGAAAACCAGUCUACUAACUGUGGACAUUCAGUUGAUUUUAAAAGUGAACAUGUCGGUGUCAGUAGUCCGUGUACAGAACAAUGCACACACACGUCUGUCUGUGCUUCUGGUGAAACCUUUCAGAAAAAGCCAUUUGGAAGUUCGACACAGUGUAGUGAUGGGGUAAAGAAGUCGUCUGAUACCAGUGACGAAGAAUAUCAUUCAGCAGAUGAUGGAGAUAACAAUAACAGUCAUGAUGGUGCUGAUGAUGAUAAUGACGAUGAUGAUGAUAAAUCUAAUAAGAAGGAAAUCAUUGAUGAUGAAGAGUACAGAAAAACCAUUGAAGAAAGUUUGUCCGAUGAUGAGAAGCUUGAGAGAAAAGAACGAGCACAGGAGUUGAAGAACAAUGGCAACAAACUGUUCCGAGAAGGAAAUUACGAUGAGGCUAUCGUCUGUUAUUGUGAAUCAAUUGAGAUUUGUCCUCUAUCAUUUACUAAAGAGAGGUCCAUCAUGUUUUCAAACCGAGCUGCGUGCAAACUCAAACAGGAGAAUUACGAUGAUGCCAUCAGUGACUGUUCUAAAGCUAUUGAGCUGCAUCCUCAGUACCUGAAAGCUCUGCUGAGGAGGGCGGAGCUGUAUGACAAGAAGGAGAAGCUGGACGAAGCUCUGGCCGACUUUCAGAAGGUUGUGGAAUUGGAUCCAUCCCAGUAUGCAGCCAGGGCUUCCUGUUUGAAAUUAGCUGAACAAAUCAAGGAUCGAAAUGAAAAGAUGAAAGAAGAAAUGUUAGGUAAACUAAAGGAUUUGGGAAACAUGAUUCUCCGACCAUUUGGAAUGUCUACAGAGAAUUUUCAGCUUCAACAAGACCCAAACAGUGGUUCCUAUUCUGUGCAGUACAAACCAAACUAGUGCUAUUCUUCAGAUGCAUGUUUUUGUUUCUGUGUACCUCGUGUAUUUAUUAUUAAAGUUUUUGGGUUCCAGUGACUCAUUCUCUAUAUGGUGAGUGACAAGUAAUUUCACAGACAUUGACCCAGUGGCACUGUCAGAUACUGAUAAAUAUGAAAUUAUAAAUAUUUUUAUGUGCUUGUGAUUCAUUCCUGUGUUUGGUUUCACAUAUGAAGUUGUCAUACAGAUGACAUACAAGAUGUUGAUGUAUCAACUUGAUGAAUUGUUUCCUCCUUGCCGUGUAUUGUGAUCGAGACACUAGCCUACAUUAAUCCACAUCUAGAACCUAAAGGACUGUUGUGAGGUUGCUGCAAUUAUUAAGAUGUUGUCGGCUAAUAAAGACUUUUUAAUGGC